This is a messenger RNA of Eubalaena glacialis (North Atlantic right whale), 498 nucleotides long. RefSeq names its product IQ motif containing F2 (gene IQCF2). The coding region runs from base 1 to 498 and encodes 165 amino acids. Gene Ontology annotation, molecular function: calmodulin binding. The transcript is spliced from 3 exons. Lineage: Eukaryota; Metazoa; Chordata; Mammalia; Artiodactyla; Balaenidae. The record is from RefSeq and is a predicted model, not a curated record.
AUGGGGGUUCGAUUUUGUACAGACGGCAAUUUAAUUUUAAUUGUGGUUGAGGAUUCCGAAGAAGAAAUUAGGUUGAAGCAGAAGAAGCAGAAGCAGCAGCAGCAGAAAAAAGAGAAAAAUAUAAAAGAAAGAAUAAAAGCAGCCAAGAAGAUCCAGGCCUGGUGGCGUGGCACCCUGGUACGCCAGACAUUGUUACACGCAGCCCUCAGGGCCUGGAUCAUUCAGUGCUGGUGGAGACUGACAAUGGACAGGCUGCGGCAGAAGAAGCGGAGGGCAGCCCUGAUUUCCUACGCACACACAGAGAGGGCAGUGGUCAAGCUCCAGUCUUUGGUCCGUAUGUGGCGCAUCCACUGGCGAUACUGCCAGGUGCUCAACGCCAUUUACAUCAUCCAGUACCACUGGCAAUGCCACAACUGCCAGACCUGUGCUCUUCUCCGGGGCCACUGUGUAGUCACAGCCGCUCACCUGCAGUUCCACAUUGAAAUCAUCAACCCCUAA